Messenger RNA from Helicoverpa zea (corn earworm), 2169 nucleotides. RefSeq names its product dynein axonemal intermediate chain 4-like. The record is from RefSeq and is a predicted model, not a curated record. NCBI's taxonomy places the organism in Eukaryota, Metazoa, Arthropoda, Insecta, Lepidoptera, Noctuidae. Gene Ontology annotation, cellular component: axonemal dynein complex. Gene Ontology annotation, biological process: cilium movement. Bases 1 to 2169 code for a protein of 722 amino acids. The transcript has a single exon. Gene Ontology annotation, molecular function: dynein heavy chain binding; dynein light chain binding.
AUGGUAAAUACUCCAACUGCAAACCAAUCACAAUGCAUCCUUUCCGAUAGCACAUCAUGUAAAACUGUGAAGCUCGCUCCACAACCGUUGUCCAAGCGGCUGGUGUACCGAGUGAUUGUCAACGGUGUGGACGUCACUCCGGACGAUAUCAACGACCCAGCGUUCCCCACCAUGGAAGAAAUGUCCACACACGCUGCGUAUGAUAUUAAAGCUCGUGCCAAAAGCGAAAUAGGUAUUAGACCAUCUUUAACUAAAUCCAGGACAGCCGUCGACGGCGUGUCCGUGUAUGCCACCACUAUCAACCUUGACGACAUUAAAAUUGAUCACACGCUCGACACGGAGGAGGGGUUAGAGCCUGAGGACAGCGACCUCUCCAUAGCACCGUCCGCAUUCUAUUUAACUAAAGUUUACGACCUAACGACCUAUCCACCAGAAAUGAAGAUCACGCUUAAGGAAACUGAAACAGUUGUCUUAUUUUCGAUACCAUGUAUAUCUUACGACAAAGGCACUCAUGAAGCGAAUGCAGUUGAAGAAGAAAAUGCGUACUAUGAGUACAUUACUAUUGGAAAAGGGCGAAAUAGGAAAAUGGUUCAUCAAACAACUCAAACUAAAGAAGUUAUUAAACAAUCCAGGCAUACACUAGCUACAAGACCCAAGAAUAAGAACGCCAUAGCAUUCGCCUCCUUGUGGGACAUGCACGACACUUAUGAAGAAAUUGCGAGAACUCUAGAGGAGUCCAAAGAAGAAGAUGAGAUGGUCAUGUACCAAUCAGCUGCACCUCACUUGUUACGGAAGAAAAGGAAAAAAGACCGGGAACUUGAAAAACCGCGGAGCAAAACUUUCCUGGAAAUAGCGCAGACUCCUCAAUAUUUAGAUGCGGUGCUGCUGACAGAACGAGUACUUGCAUCCUUAAAGUAUGAACCUGCUCAGAAGAAAUUUCGAGGACUCGUUAAUGUGGAUCCACUGUCAUUAGACUUAGUAUAUGUUUACACACUUCACGCUUUGUGGACUUACGAAUGCGAAGAGACUCUUAACAAACCUAUUUCGAGCAUAUCUUUUAAUCCUAAGUAUCCGCACAUAUGCGCAAUAUCUCAUGGAAAGUUUGCAUACGCCGAUGAAUGUCAAGGAAUGGUCUGUGUUUGGUGUUUCAAGAAUCCAUGUAAACCUGAAAGACUUUACACUUUCGAUGUAUCAGUCACCUCCGUGGGUUUCUCUACAAAGAAUCCUAACUGGCUAGCUUGUGGGUUCAGUGACGGUGACGUGAUAAUAUUAGAUAUUCAAUCGUAUACGAAGAAAAUUAUAGCGAGGAGUAAACGUGACACAAAUCCCUGCUUUGAGCCGAUAUGGUUAAUAACUUGGGUUAGCAUAGACAGAGACAAUGAGUAUGUAAUGACAACAUGUCAGGACGGGAGGAUCCGCAGGCUGCAGAGCACGAAAACUCAUGAGUUUAUCAGUUCACCCAUGAUGCGAAUUUGUACUGUCGAAGGAAAUCUGAAGGGGCUGGAAACUGCCAAGACAUGUUUAAAGGUCGACGUCCCUAUCACUCGGUACCCCGCUGUGUUGUGCAUGAUAUGGCAUCCGACGAUAGAUCACUGCUACAUGGUCGGCACUGACGAGGGCUGCAUACACAGAUGUUCUACUCACUAUCUGAAUCAGCAUAUGGACGUCUUCCGCGCUCACGCCGGCCCAGUCAAUGAUAUCUGUAUUUCCCCUUUUAUGAAAAAUCUGCUAGCCUCCUGUGGCGCUGAUAAUGCGAUUCGGCUCUGGAUUGAAGGCUUGGACGAUGUUAUAAUGACAUUAAACUGCCAAAACGCAGUGAACGCAAUAAGUUUCUGUCCAACAAACUCUAGUAUCUUAAUUUCAGUGAGUGGCCAGUCGUUGUCAGUUUGGGAUCUUCGACGUAAAAUUCAUAUGCCGUGUGCGGAGUACACGUUCCCUGGUAAUGUGACGUUGACGUACGUUCAGUUUGAAGCGUCUGGUCACAACGUGUUCGUGGGGGACACGCUGGGCAGGCUGCACACCUUCCACUUGGAAGACACGCCCAUCCCGCCGUACAAUCAGACCAAAAUGCUAGACGAAGCAAUAAGGAAAGCUCUGUGCACCAGACCGCAUAUGAUAAAGCAACUUGAUAAGCUUAUGAGAUUUAAUAAACGGAAGACUAAAUUGUAA